UUGGAUUCAAAUUGGAGGGAAAACCGCGCUCUCGCCAUCAUAGUCAUUCGUUCAACGAAUGAAAAACUGUCAGAACUUUAAAAGCCCUUGCAAGAGUAAGAUUAGUGACGCGCUCCAUUUAAGUCUCGUUUUGCGUUUUAAUAUAAAAAGUUAAUUACCGGCUAGUAAUUAGUGAAUCAGUGCAGAAUGUCUCAGCCAACAGUUGCGGCAUAUUUUAACACCAGAAAACGUGUGGCAGCGGAUGAACUGAAUGCGACUACCCGCAACAAGGUAUUGGUGUUGGAACACUCGACUUCUGGAGUAGGCUCGGAAAAUGGCCGGGUGUUGGACUCUCCGAGUCGAGUUGUCUUUGCCAAUACUAAAAAUUUUCUUUCCAAGAAUGUCAUCGCCGAUGGAAGCGAAUCGUGUUCCGUUGGAACACCGGAGAGGAAGAAGAUUACUCGGGCUACCCGGUCCAUCAAGCGGAUCGGUGCCGUCAAGGUGAACGAGAAGACGAAGGAGAUGCUAGAGCAGCCAAAAUUGGUGCGAUUUUUGAAGAUGGGAACUCUGUCCCCGAAGAAGGCAUGUACUGCUCCGAAACAGGCAAACACUCCUUCGAAGGCGGAAUUCUCCGCCAAGAAUAACACCAGCAAUGUUGAGAGAGGACUACACACACCGACGAAACAGGAGCCUUCGACGGUAAAUCCGGGUAGGGCAUCAAAUCCCAGCGUCGUCAGCAAACUGACCAUGGAGGAAACCAAAGGCAAGCUGAGCCGAAGUGUCCGACUGGCGGAAUUGAAGACAUCCUUGAACAAACUGCAGAGUGGAUUCGAUCGACUAGAUCGGCUGCAGAAGACCCGACAGGAGGACAACUGGAAGCCUCCGGUGCCACCGAGUCCGACCACAGCGGCUCGGAACUUGAAACAGUUCGAGAAGUUUGAGGUGGAGGUGCCAGUAAGCCCCCAAAAACCGUUCGCUUCUCCGAUCAAGACCCAACACCGCACUCCGACCAAAGCGAACCACAGUUCGCUGAUGUCCCCCCGGAAACAGCUUACUCCAAAACGUCUCACCAGUUUGAUGAGUCCUAUUAAGGAGCCCACUGCUACGCCCGUCACUGCCAGUCCAACUAAGGUACCAGCCUAUCAGCGUUUCCAGACGCUAGUUGAAUCCGGCACACCGUCCCUUCUGCUCCCGUACAAGUACCGCUCCCUGGCUGAGCUGUUCAAGUGCAUUGACACCGUGUGCGCCAUGUACUACAAUCGCAAGGAGCAGGUCACUUUCAAGAAACUGAAACCAGCGGUGCAGCGGAUGGCACGCAAGAAUUUGUACGAAACUCAUCUCGCUCAAAUCAAAACACUCUUCCCAGAUGCGUUCGAUUUCCGCCAGGAACUGACCAAGAAUUACGGCUCUGCAACAAAGCAUGAAACCUAUCAACUUGUCAUCAAACCUAACGUUGAGGAAAAAGAACUGCCGAAGUCGCUUGACGAAGACGCCAAUUUGAUCAGAAACGCUCAGAACCACUCCAUGAAUCCUCAGGUUAUGAUUGAACGUUUUCAAAAGUUCAACAGAAUUUUGCUUGCCAGAACCAAGGAAGCGCAUGAAAAGUUCCUACUACAAUUGGAUCCACCCGUAAUAAUCCCAAAGCACAAACUGAACCGUUGGCAUCCGGAGUUCAAUCUGGAAAGUUGCCCAGAUGUAGAACUGGGUGAGAUUGCACAACCGCCGAAUGUAGAACGUUUUUCCUCGGCAAAGGACGUUCUUUCGACCGCCAGAAACCUCUUCAACUGUGGCACGGCAAUGGACCGGGCACUGGAACGUCUGGAGGUGAAGAAGCGCGAAAAUGCAGCAGCCCAAGGAACCAUCACCGCUACAAACCAAACUCCAUCGAGCGCCAACAGCCAGGAAGACACCACCAAGAAAAAGACUGAAAACCCCUUCCAAUCCGCGUUGAAAAACGUCCCCCAGUCCCUGUUGGACAAAAUCCGUGCCAAACAGGCCGCCAAAGCACUAGACCAAAUGACCCGACGACCUUCGCAAGAAAAGGAAGCGAUCCAAUACUCGCGCCUGCCGGAGAUAGCACGCCACCUACGGAACGUCUUCGUAACCGAGAAGAAAAAUGUCCUUCCCCUAGAAACCACCCUGUUGAAGAUCGAAAACAGCUACCGCGGUCGGCUGUCGAUUAAGGAACUGGAAGAACACCUCAAGCUGAUUGUCGAGAUUGCACCCUGCUGGCUGUCGCUCGCCGAGGCCCGCAAAACCAUGUAUGUGAAAAUUGUAAAAGACUGCGACCUGACCAAGGUUAUUGACCUGCUGGAGAAGAGGGCCAGCGACAAGCUCAAAUGUUAGGCUGCUUUUAUUUGUCAUUGUCUGUUUUAUUAGGUUACAUUUUACACGAUCGUAAUUCAAAUUCUACUCCAUAUUUACGGCUUCAUUCAGAUCAACUCACUAUCCAUUGCUUUUAUUUUAAUUAAAAAUAGUUCCUUUCGUUCGCAACUAGAUUAUAGAAUUUACAUUAUAGUGUGUUCGUGUGUUUCAAAUGAUAUAUUAAUUCAAGGGACAUAGAUAAAUGACGUAGCAUAUUUUUGAACCCCCCUCGUAGCGUAUUGUGCUAUACUUAAUACAUGGCCGGGCACAACUUCUGUAGACCCCUCUAAAAUGCUACGUCAUUUGUGGAUCGCCCCUGACUAUACGCUACUUUGACCAAACUUUCUUUUUCUUUAGAAUUAUAUAUGAAAUUCCCUAUAAGGAUUAUUACUUUUAUUCGUUCUUUUACUUGUCUAGCAUAAAUCUGUUUUCCCAAUUGUUACACUAC
Molecule: messenger RNA, 2791 nt
Organism: Ochlerotatus camptorhynchus
Lineage: Eukaryota; Metazoa; Arthropoda; Insecta; Diptera; Culicidae
Gene: dup
Product: double parked
Exons: 2
Coding region: 187-2325 (712 amino acids)
Biological process (GO): mitotic cell cycle; DNA replication preinitiation complex assembly; DNA replication checkpoint signaling
Cellular component (GO): nucleus
Molecular function (GO): DNA binding; DNA polymerase binding
Source: RefSeq, a predicted model, not a curated record